Molecule: messenger RNA, 1232 nt
Organism: Medioppia subpectinata
Lineage: Eukaryota; Metazoa; Arthropoda; Arachnida; Sarcoptiformes; Oppiidae
Source: the annotation of a GenBank genome assembly
GCCACCAUUGAGAGGGACGGACAGGCGGAGGAGUUGCGCAAAUUUGGAGCUCUUGUAUUGGCCAACGCUUGCGGUCCUUGUAUUGGCCAAUGGGAUCGUAAGGAUGUGAAGAAAGGCGAGAAGAAUACAAUCGUCUCGUCCUAUAACCGCAACUUCACGGGUCGUAAUGACGCCAAUCCGGCCACUCAUGCGUUCGUCACUUCACCCGAAUUGGUGACCGCACUCGCGAUCGCCGGUCGACUAGACUUUAAUCCGCUUAAAGACGAACUGACCGGCGCUGACGGCAAGAAGUUUAAACUGGAUGCGCCCACCGGUGACGAGUUGCCGAGCCGUGGCUUCGAUCCGGGACAGGACACAUAUCAGGCGCCACCCGUUGACGGAAAGGGCAUUUCUGUGGACGUCGACCCCAAGAGUAAACGCUUACAACUGUUGGCCCCGUUUGACAAGUUUGAUGGAAAGGACUUAACAGAUAUGGUUGUCCUCAUCAAAGUGAAGGGCAAGUGUACGACAGAUCACAUCUCAAUGGCCGGACCGUGGCUUAAAUAUAGGGGUCAUUUGGACAACAUCUCCAACAAUAUGUUUAUUGGAGCGAUUAAUAUUGAGAAUAAUGAGGCGAAUAAAGUGAAGAAUCAAUUGACCGGUGAAUGGGGUGCAGUGCCCGACACGGCCCGGGCCUACAAAGCAAAGGGUGUCAAAUGGGUUACCGUUGGUGACGAGAAUUACGGUGAGGGCAGCAGUCGAGAGCACGCGGCUCUCGAGCCCAGACAUCUCGGCGGACGAGCUAUUAUUGUCAAGAGUUUUGCCAGAAUUCACGAAACUAAUCUGAAAAAGCAGGGAAUGCUUCCGUUGACGUUCUCUAACCCUAAAGAUUACGACAAAAUCCAACCGACGGACAGAAUAUCAUUACUCGAUCUGAAGAGUAUCGCUCCCGGAAAGGCCGUCAAAUGCGAAAUUAAACAUAAGGACGGCUCGAAAGACGUGAUUGAAUUGAAGCACACAUUGAAUGAUCUACAGAUCGGAUGGUUUAAAGCCGGCUCUGCUCUCAACAGAAUGGCUGAAGUGAAGAAAUAAUGCACUUUUUUGUUUGUUUUUUGUUGGUUUUUAGCAUUUAUUCAAAUAGUAUAUACAGUUUAUAAGAAAUUAAUAGAUUUUUAUUUAUUAAUUCGCGCCGAAUAUGAAUGUAAUUCGCGUUUAAAUUUAUGCCUAAAUAAUAAUAUCUUACGAAAUACUGG